Camellia sinensis is the source of this 642-nucleotide messenger RNA. NCBI's taxonomy places the organism in Eukaryota, Viridiplantae, Streptophyta, Magnoliopsida, Ericales, Theaceae. The record is from RefSeq and is a predicted model, not a curated record.
AUGGAGAGACAGUUAGAGAUAACAAUAGUCUGGGCUAAAGGCCUCAAAGACGUCGGCCACUUCUCCAAGAUGGAUGUCUAUGUCUCCGUCGCUAUCUCCGGCAAUCCAUGUACUCACCAAAAAACUCCGGUCGACAAGGAUGGUGGGUCCACUCCCUCCUGGAACUACCCCAGAAAGUUCACCAUCGAUGAAGGUGCCAUUCAAAUGAACGGUUUGAAUCUCAUCUUUAUGCUCCGCCACGAGCGGACCCUCCUUGGUGACAAAGAUGUCGGAGAAGUCCACGUGCCUGUCAAAGGGCUCCUCAACAAUGCCGGAGAUAGCAAGUCCCCCGUCUCGGCUGAGUAUCCCGUUAGGAAGCCCUCCGGCAACCAAAGGCGAACUAAAGUUUGCUUACAAAUUCGGAGCGGAUACCCAACUCCUGCAUCGAGUGGAUACAAAUAUCCACUACCAGCGGGAUACCCGCCUAUGGCACAAGGGUAUGGAUAUCUGCCAAUGCAACAACCUCAACAGGCACCGACGAACAAUAGGUUCAGGUUGGGUGCGGGGUUGGUGGGUGGACUCAUCGGUGGGAUGUUGAUAGGGGAGAUGGCGUCUGAUGCGGCUGGUUACCAUGGUUGGUAUGGUGAUGGCGGUGAUUUUUAG